This is a messenger RNA of Strongylus vulgaris, 261 nucleotides long. NCBI's taxonomy places the organism in Eukaryota, Metazoa, Nematoda, Chromadorea, Rhabditida, Strongylidae. The record is from the annotation of a GenBank genome assembly.
AUGGACCAACAAGUGGAUAUUGCACCAUCUGAGCUGGGAACAAAGAAUUAGUAUCAAAUCUUUGCUGUGCGCACUGUUGGUUUAGAUGAGCAUUUUAAUAAGUUUAGCUGGGAUUCAAGGUACGAACUCGAACUGUGCAAUUUUGAAGAAUGUGGUGAUGAAGGUGAAAUAUGGAUGGCUGACUAUUUGAAAGCGAAUAUAUCAAGUUCGGCGAGCAUCCUUGAUAUAGGUUGCGGAAACGGAUCCAUCUUACGAAGAUUG